GAAAUCAGUUUGCAGCUACUGACAGUAGGAAGGAACAUAUAAGUUGUGUAUUACAAACAAGAAGAGCCAAAGGAACAGGCUUGGAGAAAUGAAGUUAAAAGGAUUAGAUGGAGCUCCUGAAUAGAAGUGAAAGAUCAACGUCAUUUCACUAAAAUGGCUUCGCGACAGCCUUUCACUGCAGAUGACUUCAGUAUCUACUAUGUCCUCACAGAGUGCACAGAUCACUAUGACCCCUUUCCAGUUAACGAGGCUGAUGAGAACCGGCCCCAUUUCCAGGGCGUGACUGGUCUGCGGAACCUGGGCAACACAUGCUACAUGAAUGCCAUCUUACAGUGUCUCUGCAGCAUCUCACCACUGGUGGAAUACUUUCUCUCUGGAAAGUACAUUACCGCUCUUCAAAAGGAUUGCAGUGAGGUUGCCACUGCUUUUGCCUAUGUGAUGACAGAUAUGUGGCUUGGAGACUCUGACUGUGUCUCACCAGAAAUAUUUUGGUCAGCUCUUGGCAAACUCUACCCAGCAUUUAUGAAAAAGACGCAGCAAGAUGCUCAGGAAUUCUUGAUUUAUGUCCUGAAUGAACUUCAUGAAACUCUGAAAAAGUACCACCGAAGAAGAGCAUAUGAAAAAAGAUCUAUUCCGAGAUUCUGCAGGAAGAUGAUUGCCAACGAGUCCUCCAUCAUCACCCGGCUGUUUGAAGGGCAGCUCAAUUAUAGCAUCAUAUGUUUAAAGUGUGAGAACUGUACCUACAAGAAUGAAGUCUUCACCGUCCUCUCCCUCCCCAUUCCAUCCAAAUACGAGUGCUCUCUUCAGGACUGUCUCCAGUGUUUUUUUCAACAAGACACACUGACCUGGAACAACCAAAUUUACUGUUCCUUUUGCGAAACCAAGCAAGAAACAGCUGUGAAGGCCAGUAUUUCUAAAGCACCAAAAAUAAUUGUCUUUCACUUAAAAAGGUUUGACAUCCUGGGUACAAUGAAAAGGAAACUGAGCACAGAUAUUCAUUACCCGCUCACUAACUUGGACCUUACUCCUUACAUUUGUCCAGUUUUUCGGAAACAUCCUAAAUAUAACCUCUGUGCAGUGGUGAACCACUUUGGUGAUCUGGAUGGUGGCCACUACACUGCUUUCUGCAAAAACUCAGUGACUCACGCCUGGUAUAACUUUGAUGACACACGAGCCAGUGAGAUUCCAGAUACUUCAGUUCAAACCGCUACAGCAUAUCUCCUGUUCUAUAGCUGCCAGCCCUUUUCUAUACCUAUACAAAAACGCAAGAGCUAGGAAAAUGGUGUUUCCUGAAAAUUGCAAAACUAGCAAUUAGAACCUAGUACUUACUUAAGUUUUGCUUUGUCAUUAAAACUCUUGCAACUUACUUGCAUCACUGACAUUUUUAAGUCUUUCUGGCA
This is a messenger RNA of Balaenoptera musculus (blue whale), 1400 nucleotides long. RefSeq names its product ubiquitin specific peptidase 50 (gene USP50). NCBI's taxonomy places the organism in Eukaryota, Metazoa, Chordata, Mammalia, Artiodactyla, Balaenopteridae. The record is from RefSeq and is a predicted model, not a curated record. Gene Ontology annotation, cellular component: cytosol; extrinsic component of endosome membrane; midbody. The transcript has 7 exons. Gene Ontology annotation, molecular function: cysteine-type deubiquitinase activity. Gene Ontology annotation, biological process: protein K63-linked deubiquitination; endosome organization; protein K48-linked deubiquitination. The coding region runs from base 154 to 1275 and encodes 373 amino acids.